Messenger RNA from Polistes canadensis, 8232 nucleotides. It is a transcript of the gene Dscam1, whose product is annotated as Down syndrome cell adhesion molecule-like protein Dscam2. Gene Ontology annotation, cellular component: axon; plasma membrane. The coding region runs from base 3 to 6902 and encodes 2299 amino acids. NCBI's taxonomy places the organism in Eukaryota, Metazoa, Arthropoda, Insecta, Hymenoptera, Vespidae. Gene Ontology annotation, biological process: axon guidance; dendrite self-avoidance; homophilic cell-cell adhesion. The transcript is spliced from 33 exons. Gene Ontology annotation, molecular function: cell-cell adhesion mediator activity. The record is from RefSeq and is a predicted model, not a curated record.
UGAUGGUAGCAGCACCGUCGAGGAGAGUGACGCCGUUCACCAGCUUACAUUCUUCGGUCGUCUACGGUCGAAGGAACUACGUGGUCUUCGUUACGUUCGUUUACGAUCGACGCGCAUCUGUAAGCCCUGCUGUCGUUUUCGGUACGUACGUGAAAAUCAGUGCGAUCAGGAUGUGGCGUGAACCUCCAGGAGGGGGGUGUAAAGCACCUACCUACAUCUUUACUAUGAUUUUACUGGCUAUACUGGCAUUGACUCAUGUUACUAACGCUGAGGAUGAAUCUAUGGGACCCGUUUUCGUUAAGGAACCACCAAACAGAGUUGACUUCUCAAAUGGAACUGGAGCUGAAGUUGAAUGCCGAGCUAGAGGAAACCCCCAACCGGACAUUAUUUGGGUUCGUGGUGAUGGUACUGCUGUUGGAGAUGUUCCUGGAUUGAGACAGGUCCUACCGAACGGAAAUUUGGUCUUCCCUCCUUUCCGCGCAGAGGAUUAUCGUCAAGAGGUUCAUGCUCAGGUUUACAGCUGUCUCGCACGUUCUCCAGCCGGUUCAGUUCACAGCCGAGAUGUUAAUGUAAGAGCCGUGGUCGGGCAGUACUUUGAAGUUCAGGUUUACGACCAGUUCGCGAUACGCGGCAACGCGGCCAUUUUCAAAUGUCAAGUUCCUUCCUUCGUAGCAGACCACGUGGAUGUUGUAGGUUGGAUCGACUCGAAUGGCGGAAGUUACGUCGCCGAUGACCAGUCAUACGUUGUCGGGCAGCGGUAUGCAGUGAACGUGAUGGACGAACACGUUCUACGGGGGAACGCUGCUAUUAUCAAGUGUCACAUACCGAGCUUCGUCGCCGAAUUCGUGGAAGUCGACUCUUGGAUUGAAGACAAUACUACUGACAUUUAUCCUAGACCCGAUUAUGAUGGUAAAUACUUGGUUUUGCCUUCUGGAGAAUUACAUAUCAGAGAUGUUGGACCAGAAGACGGAUACAAGACUUAUCAAUGCCGUACGAAACACAGACUCACUGGAGAAACAAGAUUAUCUGCUACUAAGGGACGUCUCGUCAUUACCGAACCAGUCGCCAGUACAAAGCCCAAAUUCCCGAUGACAGAGAAUUCGCGUACCUAUACGACGUAUACAGUUUGUCGCAACGAAUCGCUGGCUUUACCAUGUCCGGCUCAAGCCUUUCCUGUUCCAGCCUUCAGAUGGUACAAGUUUAUCGAAGGUUCAUCCCGUCGUCAACCUGUUCAGCUGAAUGAUCGUGUUCGUCAGGUUAGCGGUACUCUGAUCAUUCGUGAGGCUCGUGUUGAAGAUUCUGGCAAAUAUCUUUGCAUCGUUAACAAUUCCGUUGGUGGUGAAAGCGUGGAAACUGUUUUGACCGUUACUGCACCGCUUGCCGCUGAAAUCGAACCCAGCACCCAGACAAUUGAUUUUGGAAGACCAGCUACCUUCACUUGCAACGUUAGAGGCAAUCCGAUUAAGACGAUCUCAUGGUUGAAAGAUGGAAAGCCACUUGGACUUGAAGAACCAGUACUCAGGAUUGAAAGUGUUAAGAAGGAAGAUAAGGGAAUGUAUCAAUGCUUCGUUAGAAAUGACCAAGAAAGUGCUCAAGCUACCGCUGAACUGAAACUUGGAGGAAGAUUCGAACCACCACAGAUCCGUCAAGCUUUUCCCGAGGAGACUCUUCAACCCGGACCCAGCAUGUUCCUAAAGUGUGUUGCCAGCGGAAAUCCUACACCUGAAAUCACCUGGGAACUCGAUGGAAAACGGUUAUCCAACACGGAAAGAGGACAAGUAGGACAAUACGUUACGGUCAACGGUGAUGUCGUCUCUCAUUUGAACAUCUCUAGCAUUCACACCAACGAUGGAGGUCUUUACAAGUGUAUUGCUGCAUCAAAGGUUGGCUCUGCUGAACAUUCUGCUCGUCUCAAUGUUUAUGGCUUACCAUUUAUUCGUCAUAUGGACAAGAAAGCUAUCGUUGCUGGUGAAACUCUACGUGUUACUUGCCCGGUUGCUGGUUAUCCCAUCGAAAGCAUUGUCUGGGAACGUGAUACCAGAGUACUUCCCAUUAACAGAAAGCAAAAGGUCUUCCCCAAUGGCACCCUUAUCAUUGAAAACGUCGAACGAAUGAGCGAUCAGGCUACGUACACAUGUGUUGCCAGAAAUGCACAAGGAUACAGCGCUCGAGGAACAUUGGAAGUUCAAGUUAUGGUUGCACCGCAGAUCUUUCCUUUUUCGUUUGGCGACGAACCGGUGAACUCGGGUGAGGCGAUAUCAGCUACCUGCUCCAUUCAAAAAGGAGACUUCCCGAUGGACAUUUCGUGGGCAUUCAACGGCGAGCCGAUAACCGACGAAUAUAGAGAUCAGUUUAUGAUAACGAAGAGUAAACGUCUAAGUGUACUACAAAUCGAUGCCGUUGCCGCAAGACAUGCGGGAGAAUUUACUUGCACAGUGUCAAACAAUGCCGGUGCUUCCAGUCACACGGCUGCUUUAGCCGUGAACGUAUCACCGCAGAUCGCACCCUUCUCGAUCGGGGAUGAACCGGCUAAUUGGGGAGAGCAGGUUUCGGCAAUUUGUAGUAUCGUCAAGGGUGAUUCACCGAUCGAUAUUCAUUGGAGCUUAAAAGGUGAACCGAUCACAGCUCGCACGCAUCCAGACAUAACGAUCCAGAAAACAGGCAAAAAGACAUCUCUGCUAACCAUCGACUCUGUAACCGCGCAUCAUGCCGGCGAGUACAGUUGCAUCGCGAGCAAUUUGGUUGGAACCGUCACUCGUUCGGCCGUUCUUUCGGUUAAUGUCGCACCGCAGAUAGGACAAAUAUCCUUUGGCGAGGAACCGGUUAACGCAGGUGACCUGGUCUCCGUGCAAUGCGUCGUUACCAAGGGCGACUCUCCUCUGGAGAUUACUUGGACAUUUGAUGGUCGUCCUAUAAAUCACGAUCGGAUGGAUGUGAUUGUAUCUAAUUCCGGAAAACGCGUGAAGCAAUUAACCAUCGAGUCCGUUGCUGCAAGACAUGCCGGGGAGUACACCUGUGUCGCAUCAAAUGUAGCUGGUUCAACGUCUCAUUCGGCCAAGUUGGACGUCAACGUACCACCUCGCUGGAUUCUGGAACCUACCGAUAAAGCUUUCGCACAAGGCUCCGAUGCACGCGUUGAAUGUAAAGCCGAUGGUUUCCCGAAGCCCCAGAUCACAUGGAAGAGAGCUGCUGGAGAUACGCCUGGUGAUUAUACCGACUUGAAACUGAGCAAUCCUGAUAUUAGUGUUGAAGAUGGAACUCUCUCGAUCAAUAACAUUCAAAAGACUAAUGAAGGUUAUUAUCUUUGCGAGGCUGUUAAUGGUAUCGGAGCUGGACUUUCUGCUGUGAUUCUCAUCUCUGUUCAAGCACCUCCCCAUUUUGAGAUCAAACUCAGAAAUCAAACUGCACGACGUGGCGAACCAGCUGUAUUACAAUGCGAGGCACAAGGCGAGAAACCAAUUGGCAUUUUAUGGAAUAUGAACAAUAAGAGACUUGACCCGAAAAGCGAUUCGCGUUAUACCAUCCGAGAAGAAAUUUUGGCUAAUGGUGUUCUGUCUGACCUUAGUAUCAAGAGAACUGAAAGGAGUGACUCGGCUUUGUUUACCUGUGUUGCAACGAAUGCUUUUGGAAGUGAUGAUACCAGCAUCAACAUGAUUGUUCAAGAGGUACCGGAAGUUCCUUAUGGUCUUAAAGUAUUGGAUAAGUCUGGACGUUCGGUUCAAUUGUCGUGGGCAGCUCCAUAUGACGGAAAUAGUCCCAUUAAACGAUACGUUAUCGAAUACAAAAUCAGCAAGGGCUCCUGGGAAACUGAUAUCGAUAGGGUACUUGUGCCUGGCUCUCAACAAAACGUUGCUGGUGUGUUCAAUCUUAGACCUGCCACGACUUAUCAUCUCCGAAUUGUUGCCGAAAACGAAAUUGGAACGUCUGACCCAUCUGACACUGUAACUAUCAUCACCGCCGAAGAAGCUCCAAGUGGCCCACCAACUUCUGUUAGAGUCGAUGCUCUUGAUCAACAUACUCUCAAGGUAACCUGGAAACCACCCCCACGCGAAGAUUGGAACGGCGAAAUUCUUGGCUAUUAUGUCGGCUACAGGCUUUCAUCCUCUGACAAACCAUACAUGUUUGAAACCGUUGAAUUUUCGAAGGAAGAUGGAAAAGAACAUCACUUGCAGAUCAUGAAUCUUAAGACCUACACCCAAUACAGCGUUGUUGUUCAAGCAUUCAAUAAAGUUGGUUCUGGACCGAUGAGCGAAGAACGAAGACAACACACGGCCGAAGGUGUACCCGAACAACCACCCCACGAUACGACUUGCACUACUCUCACUUCGCAAACUAUCAGAGUUUCAUGGAUGUCGCCUCCUCUUAUUGCUGCAAAUGGUGUUAUUACUGGCUACAAGGUUAUUUAUGGUCCAUCUGAUACUUGGUAUGAUGAAAAUACGAAAGAUACCAAGAUUACCUCUUCCAGCGAAACGAUUUUACACGGCUUGAAGAAAUAUACGAACUACAGUAUGCAAGUUUUGGCCUUUACCUCUGGUGGCGAUGGCGUGAAAUCUGCACCGAUCCACUGUCAAACUGAACAAGAUGCCCCCGAAGCUCCGAUCGCCGUUAAAGCUCUCGUCAUGUCUCCUGAAUCGAUUCUUGUUUCUUGGCGCCCACCAAAUCAACCAAAUGGAGUUAUUUCGCAAUAUACUAUUUAUACUAAAGCUGACAACGCAGAAGAACCAACUAGCCAAAAAGUUCCACCUAAUCAGUUAACUUACGAAGCCACUGGACUUGACAAACAACGAAGAUAUGAAUUCUGGGUAACUGCUAGCACGAACAUUGGCGAAGGAGAAGCUUCUAAGAUUGUAACAUUAGGACCAAGUGUACGAGUACCGGCCAAGAUUGCAUCGUUUGACGACAAAUUCACUGCGACUUACAAAGAAGAUGUAAAAUUACCCUGUCUUGCUGUUGGUGUACCGGCACCGGAAGUAAUAUGGAAAGUACGAGGCUCUGUUCUUCAACCCAGCGAUAGAUUGAGACAAUUACCCGAAGGAUCCUUGUUCAUCAAAGAAGUUGACCGUGCUGAUGCUGGAGAAUAUUCGUGUUAUGUUGAAAACUCUUUUGGACAUGAUACUGUUACUCAUCAACUCAUUGUUAAUGCUCCACCACACUCACCACAAGUUACUCUAACGGCCACGACUACCAAUUCGCUUACAAUGAAAUUGCGACCUCAUCCAACUGAUAAUGCACCUAUUCAUGGAUAUACGAUUCAUUACAAACCUGAAUUUGGUGACUGGGAAACCGUUCAGAUUAGUUCCACGGCACAAAAGUAUACUUUAGAAAACUUAUGGUGUGGCUCUCGAUAUCAGAUCUAUGUUACGGCUUACAAUAGUAUUGGAACUGGAGACCCAUCAGACAUUUUGAACACUCGUACCAAAGGAUCAAAACCUAUUAUUCCUGAAGCAGCAAGAUUUAUUGAAGUAUCUACUAACAGCAUUACCCUUCACUUAAGUGCUUGGUCUGACGGUGGUUGCCCCAUGUUGUACUUUGUCGUUGAACAUAAGAAGAAGCAUCAACAAGAAUGGAACCAAGUAUCUAAUAACGUUAAACCGGGCGGUAACUUCGUAGUUUUGGAUUUGGACCCUGCUAGCUGGUAUCAUCUUCGAGUUACGGCUCAUAACAAUGCCGGAUUUGCGGUAGCCGAAUAUGAAUUUGCAACUUUGACUGUAACUGGAGGCACCAUUGCACCGGCCCGCGAAUUACCGGACAUUAACGGUGGUGGCAACGAUGAAGAUCCAGUGAAAUUUUUCAUGGCUAACUUGAAUCUUGUCGUACCUGUGGUAGCCGCAGUUCUUGUUAUAAUCGUUGCCGUCAUCGUGAUCUGCGUUCUAAGAGGAAAGGGCCAUGGUAGUGAUAAAGACGACGUAGUAUAUCAACAAACCGGUGUUGGUGGCGCUACACUUGACAAACGCAGGCCUGAUCUCCGAGACGAAUUAGGAUACAUCGCACCCCCGAAUCGCAAACUUCCACCUGUUCCUGGCUCCAACUAUAACACCUGUGAUCGCAUCAAGCGAGGUACAGUGAUAAGUGCGACAGGUUCGUUGAGAAGCCACUCAACGUGGGAUCCAAGGAGGCACAUGUAUGAGGAAUUAAAUCAUUGUGCACCCAGCAGAAGGUGUCCACCCCCACCGCGUAUGGGCAGUUCGGAGGGUCUUUCUCACAGAGGCAUGGAGGAUGAGAUCUGCCCGUACGCCACUUUCCACUUAUUAGGAUUCCGUGAAGAAAUGGACCCAAGCAAGGCUAUGCAAUUCCAAACUUUCCCUCACCAAGGUAAUGGACAUUCCGGAACUAUGGGACCACCAGUUGGACAUCCGACUAAUGCUUCUGCUCACAGUCGCUCUGGAUCUCAAUCUAUGCCUCGUCAAAAUGGUCGUUACUCUAGAGUACCAUCCCAAGGAGGUGGCAGCGGAACUCAUGUCUUCUCUCCUGAAUACGACGACCCUGCUAAUUGCGCUCCCGAAGAAGAUCAAUACGGCUCUCAAUAUGGACAAUACGGUGCUCCUUACGAUCACUAUGGCUCUCGUGGAUCAGUCGGCCGUCGUAGCGUUGGAUCUGCUCGCAAUUUACCAAGCUCUGGAUCGCCCGAACCACCUCCACCACCACCAAGGAAUCACGAUCAGAAUAACUCGAGUUUCAACGACAGCAAGGAAAGCAACGAAAUCAGCGAAGCAGAAUGUGACCGUGAUCAACUUGUCAACCGCAACUAUGGCGUGAAUGCUCGCGGCAAGGACGGCAUGACCACCGAGGAGAUGCGUAAACUCAUAGAGAGGAAGCCAAACGAAGCCCCCGGCCGGCAAACCGGCAGCCCCCACGGCGGUCACGGGGGACUCCUCACACCCUACGAUACUGUGGCAGUGUAACCUGUAAAUCCAUCAUCAUCCAUGGUUUUCCGAUUCUCUCGUUGACUGCGACCGAAGACUCGAGAGAUACGGAAACAAAGCGCACGCUAACUCUUCCCCCGGUGCUGUCGUCGGUCCAAUUUGCAACGAUUUUAAUGAUUUUAAAAAAAAAAAAAGGAAAAAAAAAUGAAAAAAAAGAAAAAAAAAAUUACAAAAUAACAUCGUCGCGAAUAGAUUCUAGAAUUCGAUGAAUUAAAUUUUUAAAAGGGUUGUGCACACGUUUUAUCAGAUGUAUGUAUAUACGUACGAGACAACGAGCAUCGUCCUCGCGACGAAGAUUACCUCCUUCGUCUAUCUAUGACCAUAUCUCGAAUGACUUUUAUAUCCCCGUCGGCCUUAUCUUUUUAUAUCUUAUUUCUAAUAUUCUUUUCCUUAUUCUUUUUUAUCAUUAUUUAGUAGCAUUGACGUUUAAUUCUAGCUCAUUAUUUAAUCAAAGGCCAGACUCUAAACUGCCUCUAUAAUUAACUGCCUAACGAGGACGAAGGAGGUCGAAUGGUCGACGGCUAGAAAUGAAAAUAAUAACAAUCGAUUAGAGAGUUCUUAAGAUAUAAAUUGUCUCUUCUCGGAUCUCAGGCGAUUCGUGACACCCGGCACAGGUUCGCGGACGCUCUCGUACGACAGCGAAACAUAACGAAAUAACCAAUAAGGCAAUAGCAUACAACAAAAAUAUAAAUCAACAAAUAUGACAAAAAAAUAAAAUUAAAAUUAAAAUUUAAAAAAAAAAAAAGAAAAAAAAAACAGACAAAAGAUCGUGAGAAGAAGAAGAAGAAGAAAAGAGAAGCGUGCUCUCGGCGACGGUUCAUUUUCCGGGGGUUUUACGCGGGAAAUCCUAGAUUAAAAGUCAAGUCUCGUCCUAUUGGACGCGUCGGGACGAUAACAUGAGAUUAGUUACUCGCUUUUAAGUCAUGGUUGUGCCACACUGCCGCUACCCGCAGGCAUAUAUACAUAUAUACGUUACAUAUGUACGUACAUAACAUAUAACGGAUAUAUACAUAAUAUACGAUUUAUAAUUUCGUAACGAAGGUUGUGUCCCCCCGGGGGUCGAAGAUGUAUCGAGUCUCAAUGUCGCGGAGAGCAAGUGUAGAGAUUGUCGUGUCGUGUCGUCGUCGUCGUCGUCGUCGUCGUCGUCGUCGUCGUCGUAGUCGUCCGUUGAACAAAAACGAUGAGAACCAAAUAUGAAAGAAAUCUAAAUUCAAAACUCUCGCCGAUAGACUUAUCCGAAGGAAGAACGCGGCACGCCAUCGGAAAAAAUAAUUAAAAUUAAAAAUAUAUAUAAAAAAAAAAAAAAAAA